UUCUUGAAUAUCAACUUGCGCGAAUAGAUGUAGUAUUUUCUUGGGAGAAAUCCUGAUUGAAAAGAGCCACUCCGCCCUUUCACCCUUUCGCGAGAAUCCGCUUUCUACCAGAGAAAGGAUCCCCGCUCUCUUCCGUGAGAUUAGGUAAAAGCUAAAAAUCCCCAACUGAGGAUAGCAAGAAAUGGGUCAGAUCCAAUACUCUGAGAAAUACUUCGAUGAUUCCUACGAAUACAGGCAUGUCGUUCUUCCGCCAGAGGUUGCGAAACUGCUGCCGAAGAAUCGGCUCCUCUCUGAGAAUGAGUGGCGUGCAAUCGGUGUCCAGCAGAGCCGUGGUUGGGUCCACUAUGCCAUCCAUCGGCCUGAGCCCCACAUAAUGCUCUUCAGGAGGCCCCUCAAUUACCAGCAGCCUCAGGAGAAUAAUCAACACAUGGUCAUUGGUAAAUGAUGAUGUGUGUUUUCUGUGUAGAAAUGUUGUUGAUGGUUGCCAGCAGUACUGUGAACUUGGACUGGUCUUUCUGUUGACUGUAGCUUUUCAUGGUUGGUGCUGUUUUGGCAUUUAAAUGUGGUUGUGAUGAUUCUAGUUAAAUAGGAUUUGUGGAGAUUUGGGUGUA
Messenger RNA from Magnolia sinica, 611 nucleotides. Its product is annotated as cyclin-dependent kinases regulatory subunit 1. Gene Ontology annotation, cellular component: cyclin-dependent protein kinase holoenzyme complex; SCF ubiquitin ligase complex. Gene Ontology annotation, biological process: regulation of mitotic cell cycle. The transcript has 4 exons. The coding region runs from base 182 to 445 and encodes 87 amino acids. NCBI's taxonomy places the organism in Eukaryota, Viridiplantae, Streptophyta, Magnoliopsida, Magnoliales, Magnoliaceae. The record is from RefSeq and is a predicted model, not a curated record. Gene Ontology annotation, molecular function: histone binding; protein kinase binding; cyclin-dependent protein serine/threonine kinase activator activity.